Molecule: messenger RNA, 2587 nt
Organism: Perca fluviatilis (European perch)
Lineage: Eukaryota; Metazoa; Chordata; Actinopteri; Perciformes; Percidae
Gene: gpr185b
Product: G protein-coupled receptor 185 b
Exons: 2
Coding region: 306-1376 (356 amino acids)
Biological process (GO): G protein-coupled receptor signaling pathway
Cellular component (GO): membrane
Molecular function (GO): G protein-coupled receptor activity
Source: RefSeq, a predicted model, not a curated record
CCAUGAUGACGGCGACUGGAGGAGCGGAGACUUCUUACGUCAGACGAGGAGAAUGACAAGCGCGUCCAAUGAGGGGCCGAGGAUGUGCAGCGCGAGGACGGAGCUGCCGACAGAAAGGCUAAUAACCAUGCCAACCGAGGAAUAUAGCGCGCGCCGCUGACUGGGGAGAAAGAGAGGGGGGGAAACCCUAAAAGAAGAAAUAUAUUUAAAAACAAAUAUAUAUAUACACAUAAAGUGAAAGAUAAAGGACAAGAGAAGUAUCCUGGUUUCCUGCAGGGGGAAGAAGAAGAAGACAAGGAGCUGCUAUGAUUCUCUCCCUGGCCGCAGUAGCAGCCAUGAGUAGCGGCGGCGGCAGCAGCCUCAACUCCUCCUCCCCCCUCGACCCCUUCGACUCCUCCACCUCCUGGAGCCUAGCCGAGGACCCCUCCAACUCCUCCUCUGAACCCGUCGUGCGAACUCUGACCCCUGACCUCCAGCCGGCGACUACCGCUGUCGCCGUCCAGGAAGUCAACCCCUGGGAUAUCGCGCUCUGUGUGACGGGGACUCUCAUCUCCUGUGAGAACGCUCUGGUGAUCGCCGUGCUGUUCUACACGCCGACGCUCCGCGCUCCCAUGUUCAUCCUGAUCGGAUCGCUGGCGGUGGCAGAUCUUCUGGCCGGCCUGGGCCUCAUCUUGAACUUUGUCUUCACCUAUUUGGUCGACGGCUCGGUGGAGUUUGUGACGCUGCUGUCGGUCGGACUGCUCAUCUCGGCGUUCUCGGCAUCCAUCCUCAACAUUCUCGCCAUCACGGUGGACCGCUACCUGUCGCUGUACAACGCCCUGACCUAUCACACCGAACGGACAGUCACCUACACCUACGUGAUGGUGGCCCUCAUCUGGGUGCUGUGCCUCACGCUCGGCUUGCUGCCGGCGUUCGGUUGGAACUGUCUGCGGGACGAGUACACGUGCAGCAUCUGCUGGCCCGUCACAAAAAUCAACGCCGUGGCGCUCGCCGUCACCUUCCUGCUCGUCUUCGCCCUGAUGAUGCAGCUCUACCUGCAAAUCUGCAAGAUCGCCUUCCGCCACGCGCAGCAGAUCGCCGUGCAGCACCAGUUUGUGGCCAUCUCCACCACCAAAGGUGUUUCCACGCUGUCGGCCAUCCUGUGUGCCUUCGGGGCGUGCUGGCUGCCGUUUGCCAUGUACUCCAUCGUGGCCGACUCCAGCUACCCCGUAAUCUACACCUACGCCACGGUGCUCCCAGCCACCUGCUGCUCUGUGAUCAACCCCAUCAUCUACGCGUUCCGAAACCCGGACAUCCAGAAGUCGCUGUGGAUGGCCUGUUGCGGGUGCGUCCCGUCCAACCUCUCGCUCAGACCCAGGACCUCCAGUGAUGUGUAGCAGGGGAAGGUUGGUUUCUGUCUGGCAUGAUGCUCGACUGCCGAAUCAGGGUUGUAGGAGGGAGAGGACGAACUGGGAACAAGAGAUCAGGAGGCGAAAGGUAAUGGCUGAGGAAAGAGAUUUCCUCUACUCUUCAUAUCAGGGCUGGUAGGCUGAUGGCGAACGCACGGCUGGCCACAGUAAAAGUGGCAGUGGAACGUGUAGAAGCGAGGACAGUGCGUGGUCCAAAAAAAAUAAAAUAAUAGAGCUAAUACAGAUCAUGUGGCAUGGAGAAAAGCAACAGAGGGAUGGAUGAGAUGUGAAACCAACUGCGAAAAAACCGGAUGGAGGUUUCCUCGUGGUGAUUGUAGGAGAGGCUGGGGUGCGUCUUUUGACUUUUUCAACUGAGAGGAGUAAGGCCUACUUCUCAAGAGUAGCAUAUAUGUGACGGCGGGGUUUAGGAAGAAAUGUCCUCAAAUCUCUAAACUUGGGCAACACUGCAUGGUUAUGCAAUCAGAAGGAGGGAAACGGUCUUAAAAUACUUGUAUGUGUUUUAACUGAUGUGUUUGAAAUGAAGUGGCGUGUGGAUAAAAAUACAAUGAGCUAAAUAUAGACAACGAAUGACCUUGAGUAUUCUCAAUGAGCUAUCUUUGCAGGCAUCUCCUGACAGAAAACAAAACAAAAAAAAAAAAAAAGAAUAUUUCCUCCCUUGAACAUACUGUAACAACGAUGUUCCCCUUGAUCUGAUGCAGAUUCAGUAAUAAGUGAGUUUAUAGACAGAGAGUGCAACAAUAAUUCAUUCUUAUGUGCUGAGAUUGAAAUUAGAUGGUGUUCACUGACAUCGGUAGUCUACCGGGCCCAUUUUCCCAACGCCAACAGCACAGUCUGCAUCUUGUCAAACACAUUUUGCACAAGUGCGUGAAGUUGGCGGAAAAAAACUGUCGCAACUGAGAGAAACGGCUCCUCAUCACACCCCCUAAAAAUUCUAUCUAAUCUACCCGGCUCCUAAUGCACAGAUAACACUGCUAGUUUGCAAAACCUAGAGAGGGAUAUCCAAAUUUGGGCCACCGUGUCUUUCCUUGGUGGGAUGAAAUCAAAUCUGCUCCCCAGUCUAAGAAAAACUCAGCCAGCCGCUGUGCCGUGACAGUGAAAGCAGAGAGAGCUGAAUUCAGCACCAAGGACAGCGCCACUGCAGAGCGCAGCCUGCUACCCUGGGAAUGCUCUUGCGCGGG